Molecule: messenger RNA, 1510 nt
Organism: Condylostylus longicornis
Lineage: Eukaryota; Metazoa; Arthropoda; Insecta; Diptera; Dolichopodidae
Product: alpha-soluble NSF attachment protein-like
Exons: 2
Coding region: 391-1266 (291 amino acids)
Biological process (GO): SNARE complex disassembly; intracellular protein transport
Cellular component (GO): SNARE complex; vacuolar membrane
Molecular function (GO): syntaxin binding; soluble NSF attachment protein activity
Source: RefSeq, a predicted model, not a curated record
AAUAAUACAUAAGUCAUUUAAUUGUGAAUAGGGUGAAAUAAAAUGGUUAAAAAUUUAUUUAGUACCAUAGGUAUGGGAAAAUAGGGCUAAUAUUUUUUUGUUUUUUCUCAAAAAUUGUAAUUAUUGUUAAAUUAAGAAGAUAUAAGUGAUAUAUUAAAUAUUAAAAAAAUGAGUCUCAUGAAAAUAAUCAAAUAAAAUAAAAUAAUCCGAUUUCGAAUCUAGUCACAUAACAAAAUCAAUUUUGAGGAUAAUCAAUAACUGCUGAUAUUAAAUUAGGCAUGUAUUAAAUGUCAGAUCAAAAUUUCCCAAAGGAUUAUACAUAUCGAAAUAAUUAAAAUAAAAACAAAAAUCACCAUUGGAAUUUAAAAUUAAAUUUUAAAAAGAUUAAAGAUGGCAGAUAAUGAACAGAAAGCGUUGCAGCUCAUGGUUGACGCAGAGAAGAAAUUGCAGUCCAAAGGUUUUUUGGGUGGAAUAUUUGGAGGAGGGAAUAAAGUAGAUGAAGCUAUAGAAUGUUAUCAGCGAGCUGGAAAUAUGUUCAAAAUGAGUAAGAAUUGGAAUAAAGCAGGCCAGGCGUUUUGUGAAGCAGCCAAUUUACAUUCAAGAGUUGGAAGCCGCCAUGACGCAGCUACUAUGUAUGUUGAUGCUGCAAAUUGUUUUAAGAAGACGGAUGUGGAUGGAGCAGCAAAUUGUUUGAUCAAAGCUAUUGAAAUAUAUACUGAUAUGGGAAGAUUUACAAUGGCCGCGAAACAUCACCAAACUAUUGCUGAAAUGUAUGAAUCUGAUGAAAAUACCUUACCUAAAGCAAUCCAGCAAUAUGAGCAAGCUGCUGAUUAUUUUAAAGGUGAAGAAUCGAAUAGUUCUGCUAACAAAUGUAUGUUAAAAGUCGCCCAAUAUGCUGCGCAGAUGGAAGAUUACGAUAAGGCCAUACAAAUUUAUGAACAGGUUGCUACCUCAUCACUUGAAAGCUCUUUGUUGAAGCAUUGUGCCAAGGAAUAUUUCUUUAGAGCUGCUCUUUGUCACUUAAGUGUCGAUUUAUUAAAUGCUCAGCAUGCUUUAGAAAAAUAUGCUCAGCAAUAUCCAGCUUUUCAGGACUCUCGAGAGUGCAAAUUGGUUAAAAAAUUAUGUGAACAUUUGGAAGAACAGGAUAUUGAAGGUUUUACCGAAACAGUUAAAGACUAUGACAGCAUUUCAAGACUAGAUCAAUGGUACACAACAAUUUUAUUGAGAAUUAAGAAAGCAAAUGAUGAAAGUGCAGAUCUACGAUAAAUAAAAAAACUAUGUAUUAAGCGUUGUUGUUCUCUUAAAUAUAUUAAAACAAGGAAUAUAAAAUCAAGAAAAUCAAAUUAGAAAAAAAACUGUGUUGCAAUUAUAGGUAAAUGUUGCUUUUCCCUAUCUUCCCACUCUAGCUUAAUUUUAAUAUGAAAUAAAAUUAAAUUUGAUCAUUCCAGAUAUGUAUAUUGAAUUUAAAUAAAUAUUAUUGAAAUUAUACAAAAAGUAAUUAUUUAUUUAA